AUGCCCUCAUCGACGCAACCCCACCCUACCCAACGCGAAAUCGAACCGCACCCAACGCCCCCAGAAUCCUACACCCCGCACCCCGAAAACUCCCUCCCCCUGCCGCCGCACCGCGCCUCGAUCCUCCAGAAAAUCCAAUCCCUCUACCGCGGCAGCGCCUCGGAAUCCGACAUGGCCGUCUACGCCGAGAAAUCCAUCUACGACGACCCGUUCAGCUACUGCGACACGCGGUACAAGAUCGCGGGGCAGUGGUACGGGAUCCCGAAGCUGUUUGCAAAGUCCGAGACGCUUGCGACGGAGGUUGUGCAGAGUGACGAUGAUGAAGUGGUGUUCAAGCAGAGGCAGCGGUGGACGCUCAGGGGGUUGGGGGAGGGGCUGGGGACGAGGACGGUCGAUAGCCUUGUGAGUUUGAGGCUUGAGGAUGUGGGGGAUGGGGAGGGCGAGAAGGUUGUGUACCACAAGGAUAUGUGGAGUCGGAGGGAUUAUGACCAUGAGGGGUUUGGGGCGGUGGUUAAGAAGUUGAAUGGGGAUAAAUUGACGCAUAUUACGAAACCUCCCGAGUCGAUAUAG
Molecule: messenger RNA, 570 nt
Organism: Aspergillus calidoustus
Lineage: Eukaryota; Fungi; Ascomycota; Eurotiomycetes; Eurotiales; Aspergillaceae
Source: the annotation of a GenBank genome assembly